AUGCUAGUACGCCACUGGUACGGCGCUAGUACGGUACGCCACCGGGGGUUCACGUUGGCGAUCGUGGCCGAGCCCCACCGCCCCCCGAGAGACAGCCCAUAUUGGGCUGUUGAUAACGGGCAGGCGGGGGACUCGGUUGCGAUCCGAUGGCGGUCGGUGCCGGGAGGGUCCGGCACGACCCCCAUCGAGAGUAGGGAACGGCACGUUGCCGUUCAAUGGGGGCCCAUCGCGGUCGUUGGGGUCUAUUUAAGGCCCACCAGACGCCCUGCUCUGUUUGAUGGCUGGCUGUCGGACGUGGGACGGACGUUAACACGUCUGGGUCCGAAGCCGGUCCUCGUGGCCGGGGACUUCAACGCGUGGCACACGAGUUGGGGUUCCCGGCGUGAUAACGAGAAGGGCAGGUAG
This is a messenger RNA of Vollenhovia emeryi, 405 nucleotides long. Its product is annotated as RNA-directed DNA polymerase from mobile element jockey-like. Lineage: Eukaryota; Metazoa; Arthropoda; Insecta; Hymenoptera; Formicidae. The transcript has a single exon. Bases 1 to 405 code for a protein of 134 amino acids. The record is from RefSeq and is a predicted model, not a curated record. Gene Ontology annotation, molecular function: catalytic activity.